AUGGUGCGUCAGCUGCACGACGGCAUGAUGGCGCGAGUCACGGACAACGGAGCUGUCUCAGAGGUAUUCGUAGUGACCAAGGAAGUGAAGCAGGGUUGCGUGCUGGCGCCUACCCUCUUCAGUCUUAUGUUCUCUGCCAUGCUGAUGGACACCUACUGUGAUGAACGCCCAGCAUUCGUCCGCAUCGUCUACAGGACGGACGGUCACCUCCUGAAUCAACGACGGAUGCACUUCCAGUCGCGCGUAUCCACAACCACCGUGCACGAACUCCUCUUUGCCGACGACUGCGCCCUGAACACCACCUCGGAGGAGGAGAUGCCACGGAGCAUCGACCUCUUCUCUGCCGCCUGCGAGAACUUCGGUCUGGUCAUUACCACGCAGAAGACGGUGGUGAUGCAUCAGCCGCCACCCAACCCAGCCACAGCCCCCAACUCGCCACCGCAAAUCAGCGUGAACGGGACCCAACUGCAUGUGGUGAAGAACUUCCCGUAUCUGGGCAGCAUACUCUCCCGCAACACCAAGAUCGGUAACGAAGUCGCCAACAGGAUCUCGAAUGCCAGUCAAGCCUUCGGCCGCCUCCAAAACACAGUAUUGAAUCGUCAUGGUCUUCAACUGAGCACGAAGCUGAAGAUGUACAAGGUCGUCAUCCUGCCGACGUUGGUGUACGGAGCGGAGACUUGGACAGUGUACACAAAGCAGACACACCGACUGAACCACUUCCACCUCAGUUGUCUUCGUCGCAUCCUGAGGCUGAACUGGCAGGAUCGAAUCCCCGACACUGAAGUACUGGAGCGGACGGGAAUCUUGAGCAUCUACACCAUGCUGAGACAAAUGCAGCUGCGCUGGAGCGGCCACCUGGUGUGCAUGGACGACGAGCGUCUACCCAAACGACUCUUCUACGGAGACGUCGUCACGGGCUCUCGCCGUCAAGGAGGUCAAAUUCGCCGAUACAAGGAUGCUCUGAAGUUCUCCUGA
Molecule: messenger RNA, 975 nt
Organism: Spirometra erinaceieuropaei
Lineage: Eukaryota; Metazoa; Platyhelminthes; Cestoda; Diphyllobothriidea; Diphyllobothriidae
Source: the annotation of a GenBank genome assembly